This is a messenger RNA of Parastagonospora nodorum SN15, 1720 nucleotides long. RefSeq lists its product as hypothetical. Gene Ontology annotation, molecular function: methylmalonate-semialdehyde dehydrogenase (acylating, NAD+) activity; malonate-semialdehyde dehydrogenase (acetylating, [NAD(P)+]) activity. The record is from RefSeq and is a predicted model, not a curated record. Gene Ontology annotation, cellular component: mitochondrion. Lineage: Eukaryota; Fungi; Ascomycota; Dothideomycetes; Pleosporales; Phaeosphaeriaceae. Bases 1 to 1632 code for a protein of 543 amino acids. Gene Ontology annotation, biological process: L-valine catabolic process; thymine catabolic process. The transcript is spliced from 4 exons.
AUGUCGUCGCCAGCCAGCACGAGCAAAGUUGCAGCGCGGCGGUUACACGCCACUGCUCAGCAUCUGAAGCCUGCCGCGUCUGCGGUCGCCGAGUCGUAUCCUAUGAACCACGAGCCGAUACAGUCACCCGAAGACACGAAAAACUUUGUUGACAACAAAUUCGUUGCCUCGAAAGCUACGCAAUGGAUCAGCCUCAACGAUCCGGCGACCAACAACUUGGUGACAAGGGUGCCGCAGAGCACCGACGAGGAGCUCAAGGCCGCGGUGGACAGCGCGCAGAAGGCAUUCAAACCUUGGAAAGAGACUAGUUUGUUGCACAGGCAGCAGAUCAUGUUCAAGUACACACAUUUGAUCCGCGAGAACUGGGACAGACUGGCUGCCAGCAUCACGCUCGAGCAGGGUAAGACUUUUGGAGACGCGAGGGGCGAUGUUCUGCGUGGUCUCCAAGUUGCCGAGACUGCAUGCGGAAUCACAACUCAGAUGACUGGCGAGGUGCUCGAGGUUGCAAAGGACAUGGAGACUCGCAGCUACCGCGAGCCAUUGGGCGUCGUUGCUGCCAUCUGCCCGUUCAACUUCCCCGCAAUGAUUCCCCUAUGGACCAUCCCAAUCGCUACCGUGACUGGCAACACAUGCAUCAUCAAGCCGUCCGAACGCGACCCAGGUGCUUGCAUGAUUCUCGCUGAGCUUGCUGAGAAGGCCGGCUUCCCUCCCGGUGUCAUCAACAUCAUCCACGGGUCCGCGAAGACUGUCGACUUUAUUCUUGACGAGCCCCGGAUCAAGGCUAUCAGCUUUGUUGGUAGCAACAAGGCUGGAGAGUACAUCUACUCGCGCGCGUCUGCCAAUGGCAAGCGUGUGCAGGCUAACUUGGGCGCGAAGAACCACGCUGCUGUCUUGCCGGACUGUAAUAAGAACCAUGCCCUGAACGCUAUUGCUGGCGCUGCUUUUGGUGCGGCUGGCCAGCGAUGCAUGGCUCUGAGCACUCUUGUUAUGAUUGGCGAGACCAAGGAUUGGGUUCCUGAGAUUGCUGAGCGCGCAAAGGACCUCCAGAUCAACGGUGGUUUUGAGGAGGGUGCGGACCUUGGUCCAGUCAUCAGCCCUGAAUCCAAGAAGAGGAUCGAGGAGCUCAUUGCCAGUGCUGAGGAGGAGGGUGCUACGAUUCUUCUUGAUGGGCGUGGUCAGAAGCCGCCGUCGGAGAAGUAUGCCAACGGCAACUGGAUCGGACCUACCAUCAUCGCCAACGUCAAGCCUCACAUGAAGUGCUACACCGAGGAGAUCUUCGGCCCUGUCCUUGUCUGUUUGAACGUCGAGACUAUCGAUGAGGCCAUUGACAUGAUCAACGCCAACGAGUACGGCAAUGGCACUGCCAUCUUCACGCGCUCAGGUGCCACUGCCGGCCGCUUCCAGCACGAGAUUGAGGCCGGUCAGGUUGGUAUCAAUGUGCCCAUUCCAGUACCCCUCCCCAUGUUCUCCUUCACUGGCAACAAGAAGUCGAUUGCGGGCGGCGGUGCCAACACAUUCUAUGGCAAGCCUGGUCUGCAGUUCUACACACAGCAGAAGACUGUGACGAGUCUGUGGAGAAGCGAAGAUGCUAUUGCGACCAAGGCGUCUGUGAAUAUGCCUACACAUAGCUAGACAGGAGUGUGAUAUGGGUUCUAUCAGCAUUAAUCAGAAUGCAUGAUUGAAUAUUUCAGAAGUCAAUUUUCCAACAGCAAACAUUCUG